AUGUACUGUAUGCGCUAUUUUGUUCCGUUGCUCCUAUUACCAUUCCCCGAUGCACCACCCAUUUUUGUUAUUCUAUUUCUCAUUUCCUUUUUCCUCCACCAAAAGCCAUGUAUCUACUGUACUUUAAUAUUAAUCGCCUUAUUCUCCUCGACUUGUUACUGGGGUCAAGGAAGAUGCUGGAUUGACUUACAACAGAAUCGAUUGUUUGAUGUACGUCAAGAUUCCAAUGCAACGUUUGGACAAGGAGAAGGUUGGUGGAAUUGGAAGAUCACUUUACCCAUUGGAAAAUAA
Messenger RNA from Mucor mucedo, 291 nucleotides. RefSeq lists its product as uncharacterized. The transcript has 2 exons. Lineage: Eukaryota; Fungi; Mucoromycota; Mucoromycetes; Mucorales; Mucoraceae. The record is from RefSeq and is a predicted model, not a curated record. Bases 1 to 291 code for a protein of 96 amino acids.